Metopolophium dirhodum (rose-grain aphid) is the source of this 1074-nucleotide messenger RNA. RefSeq names its product zinc finger MYM-type protein 5-like. The record is from RefSeq and is a predicted model, not a curated record. Lineage: Eukaryota; Metazoa; Arthropoda; Insecta; Hemiptera; Aphididae. The coding region runs from base 1 to 1074 and encodes 357 amino acids. The transcript has 3 exons.
AUGGAAGAGGAGCCAGAGAGAAAGAAUUUACUGGUUUUACCUAGCUUUGAAAAAGAACCUAAUGCAAGUAGCUGUGAUGGAACUAAAUAUUUAAACACUUAUGUAGGAGAUAAGGAGAAAUUAAAUGAAUAUACGGUACUUUGUGUUCCUGACAAAACAGAUGUUGAGUCUCCUGAUAUCUAUGAAUCUGUUAAUAAUUUACAAUCAGUUUCGCCAAUGUUUAAAAAUGAACCAGUUUUAUUUAUGAAUAAAUCAAUCACACCUGGAUUGAAGUUAAUUCAAUUAGAAAUGGGUCCAUGCCAACCAGUUGCUACCGAUUUACCCAAUGGUAAAUUUCCUAAAGAUGAAUCAAAUCCACCACGUUCGUUUUCAACAUCAUAUUAUACAAAGUUGGUUAAUGGAAAGUCUGAACAUCGAUCGUGGAUUACAUACUCGUCUUCAAUGAAUAGAAUUUAUUGCUGGACAUGCAAACUGUUUGGUUCUAUUAGAGCUCAAAAAAACUCUUUUGUCACUACAGGUUGCAAUUCAUGGGGACAUUUAGGUGGUUUAUAUGGUCAAAUUCAUUUACAUGAAACUUGUAAAGAUCACUUAGAAGCUGAAUUAAAUAAAAUAAUGUACAUAAAUAAUAAUCGUGUUGAUAUUCAGUUAAUGAAUUCUAAUAAUAAGCAUGUUGCAAUGAAUAGAGCAGUUGUGCAUGUAUUAAUGGAUAUAGUGUUAUGUUUAUCCAAACAUAAUGAUGCAUUCAGAGGCCAUACUGAGUGUUUAACUAAUGGUAAAAGUGAAAAAUUUCUAGAUUGGGUCAACGUUUUGGCCAAACAUCAUACAAUUUUAGCUACACACUUGGAAAAUAUUAAAUCAUCAACAAAAAAACAAAGAUUGACAUUUCUAUCUAAAUCAUCACAAAAUUCUAUGCUCAACUGUAUUGCUGAAUCGAUCCGUGAAACUAUUUUAAAGGAAGUGAAAGCGGCUGGAAUGUAUUCACUUAUACUGGACUCUACAACGGAUGUGUCAAAGCUCGACCAAUUUGCUUUUGUAUUGAGAUAUUGUACAAACGAUGGGCUUAUAAAAGAGUGA